Molecule: messenger RNA, 3763 nt
Organism: Odocoileus virginianus texanus
Lineage: Eukaryota; Metazoa; Chordata; Mammalia; Artiodactyla; Cervidae
Source: RefSeq, a predicted model, not a curated record
GCAGUCUUCUUGCUCAACCGUUGGGUGCACAGGAUGGAAACAGCGCUCGCCUAUUUGGAAGACAGUGCGUGGCUUGGCCGCAUAGAGUCGUUGCUGGAGACUGAGCCGGCAGGUGGUUUCUCAGGCUUUCUCUAGCUGGUCUGUAUUGGAGGAAGGAGGGCACUCCAUGCCUGACAGGCCCAAGAAGAUGGAAAGACAAGCGGGAGGCGGGAUCCUCAGUCGCUUCCGCAAACGAUUGCCUCUACACCGAGCAGGACCUCCCCAGGACAAUCUGGGAGAAGUGGUGAAGGAACCAGAAAGAGCCUUGGAGCACUAUCUACCCAACUUUGCUGGAGGCCAGCACUUCUUUGAAUACCUCCUCGUGGUUUCUCUCAAAAAAAAGCACUCAGGGGAAGAUUAUGAGCCCACAAUCAUCUACCAGUUUCCCAAGCGAGAGAACUUGCUUCGGGGUCAACAAGAGGAGGAGGAGCGGCUGCUUGGAGCCAUCCCCUUGUUCUGCUUCCCAGAUGGGAAUGAGCGGGCCCCACUCACUGAGUGUCCCAGGGAGACCUUCUCGUUCGUUCUGACCAAUGUGGACGGGAGCAGGAAGAUUGGAUACUGCAGGCGCCUCUUGCCCGCCGGCCGUGGUCCUCGCCUCCCCAGGGUGUACUGCAUCAUCAGCUGCAUUGGUUGCUUCGGCUUGUUCUCCAAGAUCCUGGAUGAAGUGGAAAAGAGACAUCAGAUCUCCAUGGCCAUCAUCUACCCAUUCAUGCAGGGCCUCCGAGAGGCAACCUUCCCCGCUCCUGGGAAGACUGUCACCCUCAAGAGCUUCAUCCCUGACUCAGGCACUGAGUUCAUUUCCCUGACGCGUCCCUUGGAUUCCCACUUAGAGCACGUGGAUUUUAGGUCUCUCAUGCGUUGCCUCAGUUUUGAGCAGAUCCUUCAGAUCUUUGCCUCUGCAGUGCUGGAAAGAAGAAUCAUCUUCUUGGCAGAAGGUCUCAGCACCCUGUCUCAGUGCAUCCACGCUACUGCCGCGCUGCUCUACCCCUUCAGCUGGGCCCACACCUACAUCCCCGUGGUCCCCGAGAGCCUGCUGGGAACUGUCUGCUGCCCUACUCCCUUCAUGGUUGGAGUCCAAAUGCGCUUCCGGCAGGAGGUUUUGGACAGCCCCAUGGAAGAGGUCCUGCUGGUGAAUCUUUGUGAAGGAACCUUCCUAAUGUCAGUUGGUGAUGAAAAAAACAUCCUACCACCCAAGCUUCAGGAUGACAUCUUAGAAUCUCUUGGUCAGGGCAUCAAGGAGUCACGGACUUCUGAGCAAAUCAAUGAGCACGUUUCAAGGCCUUUUGUGCAGUUCUUUGUCAAGACUGUGGGCCACUAUGCUUCCUACAUCAAGCGGGAAGCGAAUGGGCAAGGCCGCUUCCAAGAACGGGCCUUCUAUAAGGCUCUGACCUCCAAGGCCAACCGCCGGUUUGUGAAGAAAUUUGUGAAGACCCAGCUCUUCUCCCUUUUCAUCCAGGAAGCCGAAAAGAGCAAGAACCCUCCUGCAGAUUAUUUCCAAAAGAAAAUACUUGAAUAUGAGGAACAGAAGAAACAGAAGAGACCAAAGGAAAAGACUGUGAAGUAAGAGCCGUGUUGAACAGGAGUGACUAGACCUAUAGGCCAGUAGUGGACUUUGACCCCUGCCAGCACGGUAGGAUGUGAAGCUCUCAGUCAAUAGAAUCCACAGCCUUCUUCCGAGUCCUGGUAACCAGGUCUUGCCUCAAGUUGGUGUCUGGAGUUUGGGAUUCCUGAAAUCAGCUUUCUCGAGACUUUGGAAGGCUCUGACCUCUGUGCCCACAGAGCUGGGCACAUAGCUGCCUUUUCUGCAGAGGUGACACAGGGCAAGAGACAGUAGUAGAGGUGGUGUAGAGCCCCAGAAGUUUCUGGAACUGCCUUCUCCCAGGAAGCACUAUUACAAAAUCCUCCACAGAGAAACAAGCUGUCACCCAAAUGCUCAGUUUCUUCACACAUAAACAGAGGUCUGUGGACAUGUGAGGAUAAGAAUAAAGAUGAAAAUCUUCUUGCUCUUUAUACGUGUAUCUCUGGCUUCCACUAUGGAGAGAUAACCAAUAAAACAAGGCAAGAGAUGUGAGAAUAAACUGGACUAGAUGUGGAGGAUCUGGCAACAGUGCCCAGAACUCUGGUGCUAUGUCUGAAGCAGCAGAAUAAUGGGCAUCAGGAGAGCCUUCUACUAGGAAAGGUGAGGGAUACUGGUAAAAGCAGCAGCAGUAGAGGAUACAGCAGCGGUUGUUGGUCCAAGUUAGGUGUGCUUUCCAGAAUCCUGGGACGAAAGGCUGCUGGCCUUUCAUGAAAUAUUUGAAGUUGAGAGUAACUUGACAGUAGGAAUCUCAGCUGAAGAAGCCAGUGAAGAACACUACAUUGUUUCCAUCAAUAGGUCUGUCUGCCCAUCACUUCCAGUUUGGAACUUUCCGUUUUAGACAUCCUACUUCCAACUUCAUUAUUGUGAGAAGCCAGUUCAACUCUUUGGCUAAGGGCAGAGGGAUCUCCUCAUUGACAUUUUUUCUCUCGGAAGAAAAGAGAAUCAUCAUCUUAAAAGUCCAAAGUUUAGUAGUCACUUGGUCCCUCUUUCCUCUGAAUCUCUACUGACAGCUUCUGUUUAAAUACUGUAAGGGAUGGGAAACUUUUAGGAAGCAUCCUGUUUUUCAAAAAUUCCAUCUUUUUAAUGUGUGUAUGUGCAUGUGGCCCUCAGAGGCCCCUGGAUUCUGUACAGAGAACACAAAUGUUGUUGCAGGAUGGAAUAGGAGACUGGGGCUACUGAACUGAAGUCAAUAUAAUUUCAUUUCAGGGGCACAGACACCUCCUGCAGGUGGCACAUGUCCUACUGUGUACAUACCACCCCAAACUAGGCUGCUAGUCUUCACAGCUUCCAAGAGUCAGUGCACUUUUUUAGGUAGUUCCUAAUCCUAGUUGUACCUCAGGACUGGAAUCCUGGGGAGCUUAUGAAAAUAUGAGGCUCCAUCUUUAACCUUCCAAAUCAUCAUGAAAGAUAGGACAUGGGAACCCAUAUUUUUAAAAUUUCUUCAGCUGAUUCUGACACCUAAACAGGUAUAUAAUAUGCUCACAAGAAUCAGGACCAACUGAGGUUUACUAUAAACAUAACUUGAUCUCAUGUUGAUGGUUAUCUAGAGCUGAAGAAAGCACACACCAAAUACCUAGAUGUCUUCCAGAUUUCCAUUAUGCUGAAAAAGAUUCUAGCACCUCAGUCUGUAGCUUCAACUCACUAAAACCUAGUAUAGUGUAGAAGAUAAUGCUGGACCAGGAUUCAGAAGAUAUGGAUUCUAGUCUCCAUUUGGAAAAGGAACAACUGUUGUGACACUGGUAUACCAUUUAGCUUCUCCAAACCUCAGUUUCCACUGUAGGCAAUUAACAUCUGCUGUGUCUAUCUCAUAAGACGAUGAUGUAAAUCUGCCAAAGUUAAUUAUCCUUCCUUCUUUUUUCCUUUGUCCUACCUUGUGACAUUUGAUCUGCCCUAGCAUUUUCUUGUAUGAACUUCUCUACCCCAGAUGCUGGAGAAGUUGCUAGCAAGCAAAGAUAGUGAAAACUUCCUUUUCCAGCUACAUUCUAGCAAAGAAAUGAAAGGUUUCACUACCACUGCUAAUCAAGAUUACACGGAAUUGAUGGAAUCACUAGAAGUGCAAGGAAGAGUUCUGGUUGCCAGGCAAAGCAGCGCAGCUAUUGUGUAUCCAUGAUUAUGGAAACAGGGUAUAAAUAAUAAUCAAUAAGA